AUGGCGACAUACCAGCAGGAGCGCCCAUCCAAGUCUGAGGAACAGAAGCGGGACGAUUUGCUUUGGGGCAAUCGCUUCGUGCCCAAGAGUCACGGAGCAGGUCGUUUGGUCGAACAUCUCGUCUGGCUUGCUAACAAGCUGCCGGGGAGCCAGACACUUCACCUUGAGCAGUCGGAAAGGACGCUUUGGAAACCGCUCCCCCCCCUCUUAGCCGCAGGCAAUGUCGUUGCCGUGGCUGUUUACUUUACAUUCCGAGACCUCGUGGCGAUGGAUUUGUGCCGGAAGGAGUUGCAGGACUCUCUGGCGGUGACGGCGGACGUCUGGAUCAAGUUGUCUGAUGACUCCUCUGGGGAAGGAGCCCGGGACUGCUCCAUGGUUCUACUCUUUGAUCCCGCCUCGCCUCUCGUCGGCCCCAUGCAGACGCGAGAAGUCAUUUAUGCGGUGCAGCAUUAUUUAGGUUACUGUCAGGCAGCGACCGACGAACAGGAGAGAUGCUCCAGAGCCCGAGGAUCGAAAGGCAAGGGUACUAUUGUCCAUGUUGGAACAGCGCGUACGUCGCUGUGA
Hirsutella rhossiliensis is the source of this 564-nucleotide messenger RNA. RefSeq lists its product as uncharacterized. The transcript has a single exon. The record is from RefSeq and is a predicted model, not a curated record. Lineage: Eukaryota; Fungi; Ascomycota; Sordariomycetes; Hypocreales; Ophiocordycipitaceae. The coding region runs from base 1 to 564 and encodes 187 amino acids.